AUGCAUUGUUUUAAAUUCUUGCUUCCUGAUCCUUUUUUUUUUUUUUUUUUGAUUGCAUUCACUCACCCCCUCAUUUGUAUCUUAGUUAAUAAAAAAAGGAGAAGUCGAUUGAUUGUUUUUGUCGUCGGCCACAUUUGGAAUUGUUUUCUCGUGCGCAUGGCGAACGAAAAGAAGUCUCCCGCUCCCAUUGAUGUGGAUCUUGCGGAUCUGCAGGCGGAGGCACUAAGUCGCUUCAAUCCGCUUGUUUUUACCUUUUCUGUGCAGACCGGAAAUACUGUGUGUCUUCCAAAGGUUGUUGAAGCCAUGACGCGCGACCCUGCGUUCGCGAAGGGCUUUUACGUGCUAGAAAAAAGGCGCAGCACCUCCAUAUCACAGGCGACGCGAGGAAAACCGGGUGACCGGAGAAGCAAACAGGCCGACAACACAAAAAGCACCGCGACGCAGUUUUAUGAGGAUUACGUGCGCAUAGCGGUGGAUCGUGAAAUAAAGCGGCGCGAAGAGGAGCGGGCGCGUGAUGAGGAGUACGCAGCGCUUUUGGCUCUCUAUUUGGAGGAGGGACUUACAGAGGCCGAGGCGGCGGAGGCGGCAAGGAAGGAGAUGGAGGAAGCCGCUAUUGAGGGCACCUCAAGUGAAGAGGGUGACGUCCGCGAACGACUUUAUGUUUUUCUUUCGACUUACCCGACUAAUAUGGAGGAGGUGACGGAGUUGCACAACUGUGGUCUUUCCCUUCAUGCAGUAGUUUCUUUGUCGAGCCGCGUGGCACUCAGCGGGUCUGUGGCCGCCGAGAAACCACCGCAGGCUUCAGAUUCAUCCAAGGGGAAGGGGAAGGGGAGGGAGAAGAGGGAAACAAGGAAGUCCGAGCUGAAGGACAGGAGCGGGCAGAAUGACGACAAAAACCGAUUGACACUGGCCACUGAGUUACAACAGUACUUGGAGGGGACGAAGAAUCCACUGCAUUAUUUAAAGAACAUUUAUAUUCAUUCAUAUGAUGUUCCAACAGAUGCGAUACCGAAUGCCUCUAUUAACAACACGACCGCAGCAAAUGCAACUCCCAACAUUCUGGGUGAUACGGCACCACUCGCAGUUUAUCGUUUGAGGGGCACAGAAGGGAAUGUUUUCAGUGCGAUAGUGGAUGCUGUUGUCAUGCUUGAGGAAAGGUAUAUUGGCUUUUGCGAGUGGAAAGAGAGGCGGGUGAGGGUGGACAUUCCUUCAUAUGUUCCACUGCGCUACCCUCAGGCGGUGGCACCGUCAUCGGCAACAGUGGAGGAAAAGGGGAAGAAAAGACAUGUUGCUAGCAGGAAGAAGAGUGCUGUUUCCACGGUGGUGGUGCCCUUCAGCAAUGCUGAAACCAUCCCUGUCUUUGAUGCCCAGCCUAAGAAUAUGAAGGGUGUUGUUGCUCACCGCUCCGUGUAUGAUACGAUCCUUUCCCUUAGGAAGCAGGCUUACUUCGAUAGGCAGACCUUUUGCACUGCAUGCGUCUUGCAAGUGGCAGCAACGCUUUCCAUGCCAAAUCCUGAACUCUUGGAUCCGUUUCUACCACUUUCGAAACGCGAAGAACAGCAGAUGUUGAAUGAUAAAAAGGAAUCUUCUUUAUUUGUAAACUAUGUAUUUGAUAUUGCCAUGCUGGGUGUGGAUAACGCACACCAACAGCUUCUAUUAUGCAAUAAAGAAAAGGGAUCUACCGAGCCCUUUUCUCCAGAGGAAGAGUCCUUAAAGAAAACGGUGCCGAGUUCAAUAUUAUCGUCGCAGCCAAGAAAACUCAAUGACGUCUUAUCUUCAAGGGACGAUGGUAAUGUCGAUAAUGUGACACUGGACAUUAGAGAUGCUUCUGUUUCUCUUCUUUUCCAGUCGUUUGGCAUUGAGGUGGAAGAAACAAAGAAAGCCAUUGAAGAGGUGACAUCUAUUGGUUUUAUUUAUUCUGGGAGACAUGGGGCGAUUGCUCAUGCAUUGAGAAAAAAUAAACUAGAUAGUUGGCGAAGUGUACAUAUGAAUGCUGACGGGUGCGGAUUGGAGGUACUCUAUCGUGGAGAUGGGGCGUCUCGUACAGAAAGCUCUGUAUACACCUUCUGUGGAUCUGCAACCUUUGCGGAUUAUGUGAACUGGCAAAAUUACUGCGUUAAUGAAGGGCUGUAUUAUAAUCCACCCCCACCAGACAGUGAUGAGGAAGAACCAAGUGGGGCAGACGAAGAGGAAGAGGAAGAGGAAGAAGAAAUGUACGAUGUUGGUGAGGAUGGGAGUGAAGGAAAAACAGUGAAGGUAAAGUCUUCCCGACGGAAGAAAGUUCAGGAGUCCCCACCGGUAGACGUACUACAGGUGGCCGACGCGGCUCUGCGACGCCGUCGUACGUAUGAGGAUGUCUUGAGGCGGCUUUUUCAGAAGGAGGACGUGGUGCAAGAGGCGAUAUUAUCAGGAACUGGAGCGCACUGCAUCGCAGAGGAAACGCAGUGGAUGUUCACGGAUGACGGCUCUACCAUUGAGGUUCGGCGUGUUGUGGGAAACACACCUCAAGUGCACUGCGUUGUGACUGAUCCUGUUGACUUGGCCUUUGGUUUUUUGACGAUGGCGGAACUCCCCACGGAAGAAAUUCCGUUGGUGAUUACAAGUUCUAUACGCUGUUUUCUUACCAUCGAUGAUGUUGUGCAAUUUUUUUUUGAGGUUGUCGCUGACAACACCCGUGCAGUGGAGCAGGUGGCAUACAUGAAAGCGCUUGAAUCUGCUAAGCUCGAGGCAAAGGCCCAAUAUGAGGCUCUUGAACAAACGAAAACUUCGAGGAGUUCCAAAGAAAAGGUCCCGCUUCCGUCACUCGCCACAUUGGAGGAGGCGCUCAUCUCGCAGAUUGCUGUUCCCAAGGAGCGGGAACAGAGAAAGCCGAUGACGAAUGCGAGGGCCUUAUUCCACGAUGGGACAGCCGCCGCCUUUUCUGCUGCAGAAAAGUGUUUGCAUUUUUCCACCGUCCAAAAUCUACACCAUUCCUCUUUGAUCGAUAUUUUUGUUGAUGUUUGUGUGGGUGAUAAGGUAAGAAGCAUUCGAGUUUCCCAUAUUCAUGCAAUCACUGUGUAUGCAGACGGAUGCGUUAUGUUAAAUGCUCAAGAGAUUGAGGGGUACCUUGUUUCUAUUGACUUAUUCGGAAACUAUUUGACAAUUAACAAGGAGGGUGCCAUGUUGUAUGUGACGGCGGCGGGGAAACGUUCGAUAAUCAGGGCAGAUGGCCAGAAAUUGUCUUUAGAACCGCUUAUGGUUGUAACAACAGGGGAGAGGCGUACAGAUACAAACGUGCUUUUGCGACAAGACGGGGUGCAGGUUCUGUUGGGCUCUGGGGGUCAGCUCGAAAAGGUCAUAUACGGCACAGGAUGUUUUUCUGCGAGUUCAGAUGGCGGUGGGUAUACAUGGCACUUUAUGGGGUUUCCGGAGAUUAGAGUCCACCGUGGAGACGGUCGAUUGGGUUUCACUGUGGAUCGCAUGGAAACAAUUAUGGAUGUCAGAGAGCAAACCCUUCAAUUGAUUCAUCAUCGAAGUGGUGGUGAGGCAAUUCUCGACUUGAAAACUCAUCGACUACACGUGCGUCCCAUACCUAAUGGGAAUUGUUUCACCAUGGACUGUGCUUUUGGCGGCCUUGUGGCGUCAUCUGAGGUCGCGGAUUAUUGUGUCUCUCCAUUUGGGCGAUGCGGAGAUGUCAGAGAGAAUGUGUUCAGGGAGGCAGAGGUUGUCAGUAGGGAGUUUUUAGAGCGAUACGAGGAAACGGGCGGGAACUUUGAGGAGACGGCACUCCAGAGGAAUUUUAACACAUUUGAUUUUCCUCUCAGGGUUAGGAAUUCCACGUGCCGACAAAAGUUUGAGCUCCCAACUUCGACAUUAUCCAGUUACAUGCGGUAUGCGGAACGGAGUAUUGAUAGGGUUUUGUCUUUUGGUGUUCAACAGAGCAAGGAUCUUAUUCGGGUAUUGGUAAGAAUGAAUAAUUGCGACGAUGAUGACGGAGUUUUGAUCUUUAUGAAUUCAUGGCUUUCAAGCGUCCUGCUGCAGCGUCUGAAGAGUGAAAUCGACCCAACUUUCUCGCGCUUCUUUUCAGGUGUCUCCUUUUCUGGGGGGGAUGUUCAGGAACAAAUCCUCUUUCUUCAGCCACCCUAUGAGUCGGCAGGUGAGGAGCAAAAAUCUGUCGUUCCGAUGGCAAGUUCGGUUGAGCAGUUUUUGCUGAUGUCUCACUGGCCGAACGCAAUUCAAGCUCCACGGGAUAAUAAAGUGACUGCCGUGCACGUUCUCUCCACAAGAAAAGGAACAGCUUUGAUGACAGAUAACUUGGCUGAGCUACUGUGCUCCAGUCGUCUUUCCUUGUCAGAAGCCGAAGUAUGGUCGAAGGCAAUGCAUACACUACCCCUCGUGGAAAAGGCGGAAGUGGCAGGGAAGAAUCCUGUGGAUGGGACACAGCGUUGUCAGCCAAUUCGUGAUUACACUGUGUCUGGGUCAAGAGUCACUCGUGCCGUUUUUCUGCCGCAUAAAAAAACACGUCUUGCACGAGAUGGAAAGUAUAAUUAUUGGCGCUCUACAGGAAUUAUCGUUGCUGCGGAGCUCGAGGAGGCUACAUUGAAUGAAAAAAAUGGCAGUACAGCUGCGGAUAUUUCUUUAUUUGAGGGGAGUCAUGAGUGUUCCGCUGUCGCAGCAUCUCAUGCUUCUGCCGAUACACCGGAGAUAAUUAAAAGGAAGGGCGAUUUUGUUCCUUUCAUGCAUUUGAUGGUGGAGAGAGGGAUGCCGCCGCAGGAACACCGCCUCGUUCCGACGCUGUCAGUAAUGCCCUCAGUGCUUUCAUUUGGGCGCGUAAUACGUGGCAAUCGCUAUGCUCUUCCCGUCGUUUUUACCAAUACCUCGACUGUCCCCUGCCGCUACCGCGUCACACUUCCUACGGAGUGCAAAGACAUUCUUCGUGUUCAUUACCCGCGACAUUUCUUGGCACCGGGUCUCACCGUCAUGGCACAAGUAGAAAUUUCAGGUACACAACCGCUGGGUGCAAUGUCGUUUUCACUCAAUGUUACACACGAGGGAGGGCUUAUCCCCGUAAAGGUGGAGAUUGAGACGGUAGAAGAAGAGGAAGCUUUGUUAUCUUUUUCGUACAAUUCGACGGCAGUGGUUUUGGGCCCCGCAUUGAUUAAUUCAUUUGUUCCCGGAACCACAAGACGCCCCCCACCUCAUUUACUUCAAAGAGCGGCAGCGAAGGAGGGCGCUGCUGAAGUUUUAGAGCCAAUGUAA
Messenger RNA from Trypanosoma cruzi, 5238 nucleotides. RefSeq lists its product as uncharacterized. The transcript has a single exon. The record is from RefSeq and is a predicted model, not a curated record. Bases 1 to 5238 code for a protein of 1745 amino acids. NCBI's taxonomy places the organism in Eukaryota, Euglenozoa, Kinetoplastea, Trypanosomatida, Trypanosomatidae.